AUGCUCACAACCUUCGAAUCUUUUCCCCGGCUACCGGCCGAAAUCCGCCUGAUGAUCUGGCGACUAUGCCUCCCCUCCCGCAUCCACGAACUCGACUACCCCUUCAACCUGAUAUUGUACUCACGAGACUGGGCACCCUGCGAGUUCCAAGACGGGGCGUGGAUUAACGGCUUCCCCCCGCUUAUCAGCGCCGUCUGCCGGGAGUCGCGCGCGGUCGUGCUCGAGAAUGGCCGCUUCCCGGACGGGGAAGAAGGGCCCGGAUGGUGGGCCAGCACCUCGUACGUGAGGUCGUGGCUGGAUCCCGUCCGGGACCGCGUGCACCUGAAUUGGACCCCGGCUUAUGAGGCGGAGUUCUGCAACAACUCCGAUGAGGGCUCGCCUCUGGAGCACCUCGCCUGGCGGGCGGCUCAGCUCACUUCCAUUCCUCCAGAGGCCGGCUACGCGUCAUUUAUGGAGGACUGGCUCUACGUCUCCGAUGAUGCCACUCCGCCUCCGGUGCUGCGGGGCAUCCUCUCGCGGUUUGCCUGCUGGCGGGUCAUUGUGCGGGUGAUGGUCAUUCAUGCGGACCGGCGGACUGGGGCUGAGUCCGGCCUGUUCGGGCUACUCGGUGAUGCCCCCGUGCAGAUCGUUGAUGUGAGUGACCAUGACCGGGUUGAGGCGUAUUGGCGGCUGGCGGAGACGCAAAGGCAGCAUGAUCCGCACGAGCAGGAUUUCGAGAGGGUCGAGGCUGAGGCUGUCGAUCGGGAGGUGCAGGCGCAGGCGAAAAAGAUGUUCGGGUGUGAGGCGGUCCCGUUCGUGCUGAAACCUGCCAUCAUGUUUCGGUGGUGCACGCAGAUCCAGGGGCAUUGGGGACAAUUGUCGGACGGAGAGCCUGUUAAACCCCGGCGAGGGGCCGCCCUAAGAGGCCGGGGACGAGGGAGGGGGAGCGGAAGGGCGCGGAAGGGGGAGUUGGAGAGGACGUGGGGCGGAGAUCGUGUGGCGGGGUUUCCCUCGAUGGCCCUGAAUCUGUAUCUUUAUGCUUUCAUAUCUUGUCAUUGCGGCGUUCAACGAGGCGAUGGGGAGGGGCGGGGUGGGGCGGAGAGGAGCUACUGCGUCUGUAGGAGCUCGCCUAUGGUCAUGCAACUGUGGAAAUCUCUAAUAGUUCUGUCGUAA
This is a messenger RNA of Aspergillus uvarum CBS 121591, 1152 nucleotides long. RefSeq names its product 2EXR domain-containing protein. The transcript has a single exon. Bases 1 to 1152 code for a protein of 383 amino acids. The record is from RefSeq and is a predicted model, not a curated record. Lineage: Eukaryota; Fungi; Ascomycota; Eurotiomycetes; Eurotiales; Aspergillaceae.